Clupea harengus (Atlantic herring) is the source of this 2452-nucleotide messenger RNA. RefSeq names its product transmembrane channel-like protein 5. The annotation marks the transcript as partial. NCBI's taxonomy places the organism in Eukaryota, Metazoa, Chordata, Actinopteri, Clupeiformes, Clupeidae. Gene Ontology annotation, molecular function: mechanosensitive monoatomic ion channel activity. The transcript is spliced from 16 exons. Gene Ontology annotation, cellular component: plasma membrane. The record is from RefSeq and is a predicted model, not a curated record.
AUCCCCCAGCUGGUCUCCGACGUUCCCCUCUCCACAUCCCAGUUCACCGGACUGGAACUUCUCACGGGAAUGGGCUACUUCAGCAACACAGUCAUGUAUUAUGGUGGUUACAGUAACCACACAGUGGCAUCAUCGUCCAGUGCCCCAUACAACACCCAACUGGCCUACCUCCUCACCAUAGCGGUGUACCUGGUGCUCUGUGGGGUUUCUCUAAUAUACAGCAUGGCGAGGUCGUUCCAGAGCAAUUACGUGUUGGAGGGAGCGUCCGGUGGGGCCUGGAUCCUUCUCUGCAGCUGGGACUUCAGCGUCACCAACGAGAGAGCCGUCCGCCAGCGCAAGGCCAACCUCACCAUCCAGCUCAAGGAGUCUCUCUCAGAAAAGGCCCAGCAGGACCAGCUGUCCUCUUCGGAGAAGCUCAAGCGCUUCGGGGUCCACCUGGGCACAUGGCUGCUCUCCACUGGGCUGGCCGUCGGCGCCUCCGCCGCCAUAUACUUCCUGUCUGAAUUUGAGCAAAAGCAGGCCCAACCAAUCGAAGGUUCUGACCUGUUGGCAGAUGCCUCAACCUUGCUGGUGCCUUUUGUGGUGUCUCUCAUCAACCUCGUGGUCCCACUGAUUUACUCCCUCUUCAACAAGAUUGAGGUUUUCUCUAACCCACGCACGCAGGUCUAUGCAGUCAUCAUGAGAAACGUCUUCCUGAAGAUGUCUAUUCUGGGGAUUCUCUGUUAUAACUGGAUGGAUAUUGUAGCACGGGAACCAAACACGUGUUGGGAGUCCUCCAUCGGCCAGGCCUUGUACCGACUGGUGGUUGUCGAUUUCUUCUUCCUAUUGUUAGGGUCCUUCUUUGGGGAAUUUCUAAGCAAUGUCAUUGGCAGCAAAUGUGUGCCAAGCCUUGGGGUUCCUGAAUUUGACGUUGCUCGGAAUGUUCUAGACCUCAUCUACUCACAGACGCUUGCAUGGAUUGCGAUCUAUUUCUCCCCCCUCCUGACAGUCAUACAGAUUUUUAAGUUCUUCAUUCUUUUUUACGUCAAAAAGGUGAGCCUCAUGCGCAACUGCCAGCCCCCGCGGCGGUCCGGCCGGGCCGCUCAGAUGCAGACCAUCUUCAUAGCGCUCCUCUUCCUCCCCUCCUUCGUGGGGGCGCUCUCCAUGGUGGCCUACACCGUCUGGAGUUUAAAACCCUCACAGUCUUGCGGUCCUUUCCGCGACCUGGACAAGCCCUAUGACGUGGUGGAGCAUUGGAUGAGCACGGAGAAGGCCUGGGUGGUGUGGAUCUACGAGCGAGUGAUCAGAAGCGAACUUUUCUUCUUCCUCGUGUCCCUCCUCAUCCUAGUGCUGACAUUCUUCUUCUGGCAAGUGAUAAAGGGCCGAAAGCUCCUCAUCAUCCAGCUAAGACAGCGUAUUGCCAACGAGGGGAAGGAUAAAGGAUUCCUGCUUGAAAAGUUGCAAAAUCUUCAGAAAGCUAAAAAAUCUUCAGCCAAUAAACGGAAAACAAGGACAAAGACCAACCAAAGGAAUUUCAGCAACAGACAGUGGUACGCAGAGCCUGACUAUAACCAGACGCCUGAGAGUCACCCAGCUCCAGUCAUGGUGGACCCGGCGUCCUCUGCCCCAAGCGCUCUUAUCCAGGCCAUGCUGGCCAGACAGCAGGCUGAGCUGGAGGAUGAAUAUGAACCUCCGAGACACCCUGCUCCGGAUUCUCCCCCUUCGGCCCCAAGCGCUCUCAUCCAGGCAAUGCUGGCCAGGCAGCAAGCUGAGCUGGAGGACGACGGUGACUACUGAAUGAAACGUUCACGCAACUGGACCUCCGACUUCAAUGGCAGCUCUUUAAAAUCCAGCCCUUUAAAAAGAGGAUCCGUAUGCAACAUGUACUUCACGAUGUCUUAUGGGAUUAGCAUUGCGCAUUGUCCUGAGAGAAACAGGCGAACACUACCUUACAAGAACAAAUCAAUAAUCAGGAAAGCAAUUCAGUUCAAAUGUUCCAGGAUACUUGCCAUUGCCUUACUUUGAUCUUAAUCUUUCCGAAAACUCAACACUUGAAGGGGGUCCACUCGAGCACUUACAGAAACCGAUCCAUGGCUCGCACACAUGAGGUUGGGAACGGGAACAUGUGGAACUGCACGCAAUGGGAAGGUUCAGAGUCUGGCCAGAGUUGAGUGACUACCUAUGGUUGCACUACAAACACUUUACUGUUUCUUAGCUUAGUUUAGCUGUGGCUCUUUGAUGCAGUACCAGUUUUUUUUUUUUUUUAAAUCAAGCCCUUUAGAUGGUUUAAAAAUGAAGCCCUUCCAAAUAUUUGUAUUUGAGGUUCAUUUUUUGAGUUGUGUGAUUUACAUUGUAGUUGAACUUUGAAGGAUGGUAAGGCAGAGCCAGCCAUGUUUGUUUGUAUAUUAUGGAGAAUCUCUGGAAACACUGGACAGACUGUGACAAGAAUUAAAUUGAAAAUGAUUGAUAUAUA